UUUCUCGAGGCUACAGCCAGAAACUCCACUGUCAUCGCUACCAGUGAAUUUAACGGUAUGAACUUUAGCGACAAAAGUAUGAACAAGCAUUUUCGAGAUCAGUAUCUCAAUGGACUUGGUCUUCGUACCAGAAACAUUGGUCAAAAGCAGCACUUUGUCGAAAUCAACUUUCGAAUCACUAAAGAACGCGAGGAGACCCUGAACAAGAAGUUCAUCCUACAUGACCGACGUAUUCAAAUGGACCGCACUUUCACUAUGGUUAGAGCGGGCAUUUUCAACAUUUCUUUCGAGGAUAAGGAGUUUUUGAGGCCUCAAUUGAUUGAAAUCUUCCAAGGCUACAGCGUGGUUCUGGAAAUUGGUCUCCGCCAUACUACAGAUAGUAAUUUGUUUAUAGGAAAAGAAUUUGUUACUUUGAAUCAGAAGAAAAAUGUCAGUUACAAGACAUUGUCACCUCAGAUCCCCGGUUGGGAUGAUGACUGUAAACUUCAUUUAGUAUAUUCCAACAUGAAGCCCAUUUGCAACUAUUGCCAUGUUGAUGAUCAUAACAGAGCCAGCUGCUCAGUUCUGAACAGCUGUAUGAAAAGUUGCUAUCAAUGCGGUAGCACGGAGCAUUUGAGAGCCGAAUGCACCCUUGCACCUUGGAAUUGCAAGAGAAAGGUUGCAAAAGCUAGCCUAGUGGUGAGCCAUCAGGCCAAACCAAUGACUGUUUCCUUCCAAGAUUUUAUGGGUGAUAUCGAAGGAAGCGCAAAGUCUUUGAAGGAAACCGAACCAACUGUAAUCCCAGAUCAUUCUGAAGUAGAUGGGCAAGCUCUGGGGUAG
Gilbertella persicaria is the source of this 819-nucleotide messenger RNA. RefSeq lists its product as uncharacterized. Gene Ontology annotation, molecular function: nucleic acid binding; zinc ion binding. The record is from RefSeq and is a predicted model, not a curated record. The transcript has a single exon. NCBI's taxonomy places the organism in Eukaryota, Fungi, Mucoromycota, Mucoromycetes, Mucorales, Choanephoraceae. The annotation marks the transcript as partial.